Messenger RNA from Mesitornis unicolor (brown roatelo), 768 nucleotides. It is a transcript of the gene CDC42EP4, whose product is annotated as CDC42 effector protein (Rho GTPase binding) 4. The record is from RefSeq and is a predicted model, not a curated record. Lineage: Eukaryota; Metazoa; Chordata; Aves; Mesitornithiformes; Mesitornithidae. Bases 1 to 768 code for a protein of 255 amino acids. The transcript is spliced from 2 exons.
AUGGCUCUCUGUGUCCCCGUCAGCCAGGCUCCUCGUCAUCCCUGCCACCAGCUGCUGGCCCUGAGUCACAGCGGUGACCCUGAGGUGGCCGGACCGUGCAUGGCGGGCAGCGAGGAGUUUGGGGUGCUCAAGGGCAGUAGCAAAGCUGCACUUCCAUGUCGCCAUCCUGCCAAGCUCAAAGGGUGGGACAGGAGCGCGGGACAGCUGCCCAAAAGCCUCUCCUCCAGCCCCGUUAAGAAGCCACCCGAGGAGGGGAGCCCUGAAGAGCAGCAGCAGCAGCGCCCGAACGGGGCGGCCGCCGGGCCGCCGAGCCCCGGCUUGGAUGAGCGCGGCUUCGGGGACAUCACGGAGCUGCCGGUCGUGGUGGCCAAGAGCGGGGCGGGCAUGAAGCACGCCGAGUCCAUCAUGUCCUUCCACAUCGACCUGGGGCCCUCCAUGCUUGGCGACGUCCUGAGCAUCAUGGAUAAGGAGCAAUGGGAGCAGGACGAAGACCCCGAGGCGGAGGAGAGCCGCGAGGAGGAGGCGGAUGCCGCCGUGCCUGGUUCUCCUGUGGCCUCCGCGGCCUCACCGAGCCACAGCCAGAGCCAGAGCCCGUCCCGCGGCACCGGUGGCUGCUGCCCCAGGGACAACAGUUUGGCAUCCGGCUGCACCUCAGGGCCCGAGGAGCGCAGCCCCGUCCCGGGGACACCGAGCCAGCGGGGCACCCCAACACGCCCCGACAAGGAGUUCUCAUUCGCCGACGAAGACGACGACGAGAUCAGAGUAUAA